UUUUGCUACUGGGGAAAAAAGGUUUGAGAGAGGUGGGCGAUCUAUAUCAGACAAUGUUAAAAAGAAGUAACUCAAGAUAUUCAAACGGAGAUAGCUCAGUUGGUUGUUGAGCAAUUAUUUUGUGAUUAAAUACUGCAUCAUUUGGACGGUGAGGAACGAUGGAGACGCUGCUGCCCAAAGCGCCAGAGAAAAGGCAAGUGACCGCCAUUAUUUUGCUAUUACUGUUGUGGGAGGCGGGCAGUGCUGCUAUUAAGUAUUCCCUCUUAGAAGAGAGAGAGAGUGGCUUUUUUGUGGCCAACCUAGCAAAAGAUCUGGGGAUGAGUGUAGGGGAGAUGGCUGCGCGGGGGGGCCGAAUUCUUUCGAAAGGGAACAAACAGCAUUUGCAACUCGAACAGACGAGUGGGAAUUUGCUGCUAAAAGAAAGAUUGGACCGAGAAGAAUUGUGCUGUGACAUGGAUCCAUGUAUACUGCACUUCCAGGUAUUACUGAAAAAUCCAGUUCAACUUAUUCAAGGUGAACUACAGCUCCAAGAUAUAAAUGACCAUGCCCCAGAAUUCCUGGAAAAUGAAAUAGUCCUAAAAAUCUCUGAAAGUAGCCGUCCCGGAACUCUAUAUCCUUUGAAUAUAGCUCAAGAUUUGGAUGUAGGUAUCAACACAGUUCAGAACUAUAUAAUUAGCACCAAUGCCCACUUCCAUCUUUUCACCCGCAAUCUGAGCGAUGGCAGGAAAUACCCAGAGCUGGCACUGGACAAAGCCCUGGACCGAGAGGAACAGCCUGAACUCAGAUUAACCCUCACCGCGAUAGAUGGUGGGUCACCGCCCAGGACUGGGACUUCCCAGGUUCUCAUCGUUAUUCUGGACAUCAAUGACAAUGCCCCUGCAUUUGUUCAGAGGCUGUAUGAGGCUCAGGUCCCAGAGAAUAGCCCUGUAGGUUCCCUUGUCAUCAAGGUCUCUGCUAGAGAUUUAGAUGCUGGGAUCAACGGAGAGCUCUCCUACUCAUUUUUCCAAUCCUCAAACCGAGUCAUUCGGGCUUUUGAAAUAAACAGAGUCACGGGAGAAAUUAGAUUAAAAAAGGUGUUGGAUUUUGAGGAAAUUCCUUCUUACCGUAUGGAAGUUGAGGCUUCAGAUGGUGGGGGUCUUUCAGGAAAAUGCACGGUCGUCAUAGAAGUGAUGGACAUAAACGACAAUGCCCCUGAACUGACCAUGUCUUUACUCAUCAGUGAUAUCCCAGAAAACUCCCCAGAAACUGUGGUUGCUAUUUUCAGAAUUUCAGAUCCAGACUCUGGGGACAAUGGAAAAAUGACGUGUUCCAUCCAAGACCAUCUACCCUUCCUUCUAAAACCUACUGUAGAAAAUUUCUUUACCUUGGUAACAGAAGGGUCAUUGAACAGAGAGACCAGAGCCCAGUACAACAUCACCAUCACAGUCACUGACAUGGGGACACCCAGGCUGAAAACAGAGCACACCAUAACAGUGUUGGUCUCAGAUGUCAAUGACAACGCCCCCGCCUUCACCCAAACCUCCUACACGCUGUUCGUCCGCGAAAACAACAGCCCCGCCCUGCACAUAGGCACGAUCAGCGCCACAGACAGAGACUCAGGCACCAACGCCCAGGUCACCUAAUCCCUGCUGCCACCUCAGGAACCCCACCUGCCCCUCGCCUCCCUGGUCUCCAUCAACGCCGACAACGGACACCUGUUCGCCCUGAGGGCGCUGGACUUCGAGGCCCUGCAGGCGUUCGAGUUCCGCGUGGGCGCCACAGACCGAGGCUCCCCCGCGCUGAGCAGCGAGGCGCUGGUGCGCGUGGUGGUGGUGGACGCCAACGACAACUCGCCCUUCGUGCUGUACCCGCUGCAGAACGGCUCUGCGCCCUGCACCGAGCUGGUGCCCAGGGCGGCCGAGGCGGGCUACCUGGUGACCAAGGUGGUGGCGGUGGACGGCGACUCGGGCCAGAACGCCUGGCUGUCGUACCAGCUGCUCAAGGCCACGGAGCCCGGGCUGUUCAGCGUGUGGGUGCACAAUGGCGAGGUGCGCACCGCCAGGCUGCUGAGCGAGCGCGACGCGGCCAAGCACAGGCUGCUGGUGCUGGUGAAGGACAAUGGCGAGCCUCCGCUGUCUGCCAGCGUCACGCUGCACGUGCUGCUGGUGGACGGCUUCUCCCAGCCCUACCUGCCGCUCCCGGAGGCGGCGGCGGAGCAGGCCCAGGCCGACUCGCUCACCGUCUACCUGGUCAUCGCCUUGGCCUCGGUGUCCUCGCUCUUCCUGUUCUCGGUGCUGCUGUUCGUGGCGGUGAGGCUGUGCAGGAGGGACAGGGCGGCGUCUGCGGGUCUCUGCUCGGUGCCUGAGGGCCACUUUCCGGGCCACCUGGUGGACGUCAGCGGCACUGGGACCCUGUCGCAGAGUUACCAGUAUGAGGUGUGUCUGACGGGAGGCUCUGAGACCAGCCAGUUUAAGGCUCUUACACCUACAUUCCCCAUCCUCUUGGGUGAAGAGGCUGGUGGAAACAUAAGGAACUCCAACGCCAGAAAUCGUUAGGGUUUUAAUUAGGAAUCUAACAGAUUACAGUGGUAAAUCCUAGGAUUCACUAAUCCAGCACAGAGAGCUGUAUAUUCACGUGUUAGUAAUUGUUGUCAUAUUUAUAGCUAUUUCAGCCUCCUGAAUUAUUUUAUAUUCUAUUUCUUGUUAUUAUUGAUAGUCAUCUCGUAUAGUCCAUGUGCAUUCAAUACCAGAGAAAUGAUGUUUCUUAAGUGUGUUAUUUGGUCAGUUUUUUGGAAGCCACAGGUAUUUUCAAGGUUCCCAAUUUUUGAACUUGGUCAUUGAUGUCCUGUUAUGAUUAAGAGAAUUCUGUUCUAAAUUUUAUGGGUAUUAUCAGCAUGAACCUAACUCUAUUGUAAAUUAUGGCUUUCAGUUUUAAAAAUAAUUUUUAAUUAUGAAGAAUUUUAGAAAUCUUGUAUAUUGUUGGAUUUUCUGUUGUGUUGUUUCAAAAAUACUAUUGUUUCCUCAAAUGAACCAGUACUUUAUCUAGAUGGAGUUUUCUCAAUUGAGUGCUUUCUUUCAAAAUCAAUGCCAUUUAAUUAGACCAUCUCCUGUUAUUCUAAAGGAUUCAAUUUCUGUUACAUGAAAAGACAGAAAAAAGUUGGUAGACUUGUGAUUGCUUUUUCAUAAUAAAUUGUUUUGUUAUGGAUACUACUCUUAUUCUUUAAGAUAACAUAUAGUCACGAAAUUCGAACAUAUGCUAAUGACAAAAGGGAAAGCAAAUUAACAUCAUUACACCAUCCAGAAAUAAUUUCAUUAAGUCAACAUCAUUCUAAAAUAUUUCUAAGAAUGCACAUAAGAACAGAUGGAAAGUUUUAUAAAAUUGAUCUAUAAUAAAUGAAUAGCUUCAAAUUAAAACCAUCAGCUUGAAUAUAAUAAAACAGAAAUGAAACUAUAGAACUUGUAUCAUAUCUGUUUAGAUAAAGAAUCCUAUAAGGUGAAAAAACAAGAUUAUGAUGCAUAUUAAGAUACUAGCAUUACUUAACUGCCUGCUUAACUAUAACCAAAUAAACAUUCCUACACCCCCUCCCACCUUUCCUUUCCUCACCUUACUUAUACUUUUUGUGUUUCAUAUUGUUACCCUUAAUUUAUUUUGAAUGAAUUCUUCCCAUAAUUAGAUAUUUUAUAUAUUUUUAAAUUUAAUUUGAAAUUAUAUAGUGCUCUUUUUUCAAUUUAA
Messenger RNA from Nycticebus coucang (slow loris), 3711 nucleotides. RefSeq names its product protocadherin beta-17-like. Gene Ontology annotation, cellular component: plasma membrane. Gene Ontology annotation, molecular function: calcium ion binding. The record is from RefSeq and is a predicted model, not a curated record. Gene Ontology annotation, biological process: homophilic cell-cell adhesion. NCBI's taxonomy places the organism in Eukaryota, Metazoa, Chordata, Mammalia, Primates, Lorisidae.